This is a messenger RNA of Pecten maximus, 1986 nucleotides long. RefSeq lists its product as uncharacterized. Lineage: Eukaryota; Metazoa; Mollusca; Bivalvia; Pectinida; Pectinidae. Bases 1 to 1986 code for a protein of 661 amino acids. The transcript has a single exon. The record is from RefSeq and is a predicted model, not a curated record.
AUGUCGUGUGUAGAUGUCUCACUGUCUAACGCCACUCAGGGAGAUACGGUACUGAUGGUGACCAGUUGUCCGCCUGGUACGGAAGACGAUACGGCAUGUGUAACCAAGGACUAUGACAAUGCCAACACAAUAACGGAAGUUCCUGUUUCUUCAUCUAAAGAAACAGUUGUCUUUAAGAAUAUUGGGUGUGCAGCCUGUCACGGACAAAAGAAUAAUUUAACUAAAUGGAAUUUCAAAAUGGAAUGUGAUCGAAUUGUAGACAUAAACCACAUGUCCAGCUACAAGGAAAUAUUCCAGGCUGGCCUCGAUAACAUGUGUAACAUGAGUUAUCAGUCCUCCCUUUUAUUUGAUCACUUCAGGUGCUCCCCAGAACACAGCUCUCCCGCUCUCAAACAGUGCAACAUGACUGGACAAUGGGAGGAAUAUGAUUCACAUAUAGACUGGGCAUGCCGAAAUUUCCAGAAACCUUACCGAGGGUUUGAAAACAUAUUCUGUUUUGCGUGUAAUCCGGGUAAGCGAUCAGGAGAUGACCGACUGAUCGCUGGCUGUAAUAAGACAGGGAUGUGGAACCCGUAUGAUUUAGAGUUAGAAAAGGCAUGUCUGUACUAUCCGACAUUACAAAUAGCAUACCCUUAUAAAAACAGAUACUGUUAUUUAUGUAACCGGAGAAACAAUAUGUCAGACAUCUUUAUGGACGCAAAAACCAGUAUUGAACUGGAGAAAUGGGAAACACUCGACAACAGCUAUGAAUUGAUUCUUGGGAUACAGUCUUUUCGGCAUCAAUAUAUAUACCAAGCAGAUAUACACAGUGUCAUGUUAAACUCGACUGCCACUCUGUCCGAUGAUCAUUACAGUACCUACAAAAAUGUGUCCAAACUAUUAUUUCUUUACUUCUUACAUUACGGAAACAAUGGACACUGUCCAGAAGAAGGAGACGACACGAACGAAGCGCACCAGCAAUGCACGUGCAGUUUAUCGUGCGUGACGUCAUCGCGUUGUUGUGCUGAGUUUGCAUUGAGUGGCCCUGUAGUAAAUGCCAACGAAUUCAAAAACUCACUUUCGGUUUCAAAAUGUUACAGAAAUUAUGAAUUAAGUAAUUCUACACUACAAGAAAAAUGUGAAACAACCCAGCUAUCGAAAGGCAUUUUUCAGAUUCCGGUCAGGUCCAGGAACUCGGAUAUUCUUUAUCGUAACGUGUACUGUUUGCUGUGCAACGAAGGUCAGGAAAAAACAAACAGCCCCCAAACCAAACCGAAAUAUGAUCCACUAGAUCUCCAUAUUAGGUGCAAUGUUACAUUUCUAACAGAACGAUACAUAUUCUUAGAAAACUUGCUGAAAGAGUUUGAUCAAAUGGAAGGCCAAGGUCAAUAUUGUACAUUUUCGACCGUUUAUGAUCGUUAUGAUGAUAAGAAACCAGUUCCGUCUACAAUUGACAAGUGUAAUGUAACAGGUGAAUGGGACAUAUAUGAUUCCGAUAUAGAAUGGGCUUGUCUGAACUACAACCAUGACAUUACUAGCGAUCACUACUCUGAAAUCUAUAAAAAUAUUUUCUGUGAGAUGUGCAACAAGGCUCUUGAUACAGACCUGGAGUACACGUCGUGUGAAACAAAUUCUACUAUCGCUGACGACUGUGAAAGGUUCCCACAGGUAACUUCUAUGAAGCCGUAUAAAAAUAUUUUCUGUAUGAUAUGCAACUACAUUUCGCCUUCCACAAAGUUAGCGACUGCAGGUGUGGUGGUCGACGUAUCUGAUAUAAGACCAGGCGGGUGCCAUGACCGAAGGACCGACGGAGAUGGAGAUGGAGGAAUAAGUCUAAUAACGGCGACAGUCAGAGAUUUAUUUUCUAUCAGCAUGGCACCGGAGUUUCUUGGCGAAGUGGACCAUGUUAUCGAUACAUACGGAAAUCAUUGUUUGGAAAACGAAAUAUAUGACAUGGAAAAGGUAGGCAAUUACUUUUUGACAAAAGGAAUAUACUUUGUACCCUGA